AUGUCUGUACUAAACUUGGAUACACUAGGGUCGGGCUAUAGGGCUGGUUAUUGGCAACAACUGGAUACUAGUAUGACAGUAUUAUUUGGGGUACUCUACUACGGACAGGGAUAUAAUUACUCCAACGUUGAUAAUAUCAAAGGGGCUCUUAAUAUGAUAUUAUCGAGAACUUCAAUGACCCAGGCAACGGUCGCACUCACUACAUUAAUAGGAGAAGAAGCCUUACUUUGUAGGGAACACCACAACCGUACGUACGCUAUGUUUCCAUAUAUAUUGGCGAUCUUUACUACCCAGGGACAGAGAUAG
Messenger RNA from Oppiella nova, 306 nucleotides. The record is from the annotation of a GenBank genome assembly. NCBI's taxonomy places the organism in Eukaryota, Metazoa, Arthropoda, Arachnida, Sarcoptiformes, Oppiidae.